GCGGAACGAUAAUAAUAAUGUAUUUUGCCAAUAUAAUAUCCAUGUCCCGCUCACCGCUGUAGUGUGGUGGUCGGUCGUCGCCGCGUUCGCUACAGUUUGUCUUUGUUGUCGUCGUACCUAAAGUAUAUUAUUAUUAAUUUUCCUUUCCUAUUCCGUCUUGCCUAUAACCACCGUUCUUAUUCUCAUUAAUUAUUCACGAAUUCAAGAUAUUUAUACCCUUGCCGGUCUUGUUUGGUUUUUGUUAUACAUGUACCUACGCGACGACGAAUCGAUGAGUGGAGCCUUCUUAGGACGUGCACGCUGCUUGUAACACGCAACCAGUAAGAAGGUCGUGCAAGCCGAUAUUUUUAAGAAAAAUCCAAAUCUGAUGUAAAACGCUAUAACCAACCAUGGUUGUGAAGAAAGAGUACAACAUCGAUUGGGUCUUGCCAAAACUCAGGAACCGACGGAUAUUUUGGAACGUCGCUUCUUGCAUCACAUUAGCUGCUGUCGGUAUAUUCAGCAAGAUUUUCAUCAAAUUUUUCAACAAGGCAAAAGUGUACAACCUCGUUUCAUUUGACAAAGCAAUCAAUCGACCCAAGCACAUACCUCUCAUUACAGUAUCUAAUCAUGACUCGUGUUUUGAUGAUCCUGGCAUUUGGGCGGCACUUGGUUGGAAGAAUUUAAUAAUGUCUAAUAAAAUGCGCUGGGCAUUAGCUGCCAAUGACAUAUGCUUUACAAACCCAUUCUGUGCACAUUUUUUUAUGCUUGGUCAAUGUGUCCCAACCAUUCGAGGUGCCGGAGUAUAUCAGGAGGCCGUUAAGUUUGGUGUAGAACUGUUGUCUAAAGGUAAAUGGCUGCAUAUAUUCCCAGAAGGCCGUGUUAAUAUGUGCAAAAAUUACAUACGGUUAAAAUGGGGAGUUGGUCAAAUGAUUUAUGAAUCCCCUAUUAUGCCUAUAGUUGUACCUAUUUGUCAUGUAGGAAUGGAAACUAUAUUACCAAAUGAACCACCAUACUAUUUACGAACUGGUCGUAAGGUAACAUUUAAUUUUGGUGAGCCUAUUGAUUUAAAAGGAUUGGUCUCAAAGUUGAAAGAAUCCAAUGUGACUGAGGAAGAAGCUCGUAGAUUAAUUACAGAAAAAAUUGAACAAGAAUUGUAUAAAUUGCAAAAGGACACAAUAUUAUUACACAACAAGUUAAAUUCUUGACGUCCUGGUUUGCUAAUAAGGUCUUUAAAAGCUAAAAAAAAACAGAAUACUUAACAGUGUUAUGUAUGAUUAUUAACAAAUUAUGUCUGUUUAGAUAACUUAUGGAUAAUUCAUUUAACUUUAUGUUUUAAUAUUGUUUAUAAGUAGUUUAUUUAACAUCACAUAUUUUUUAUGUAUAAACUUAAUUGUGCAACCAUUAUGAUUAUCAUUUGGUCCUCAAUCUUAUAUAUUAUAUAUAUAUUUUAUUUUUUCAACAAAUAUUUUUCAUAAAUGUACCUAUUUAAAUAUUUUAAAUAAAAAGUAUAUUCUUAUUUGACUUUCCUAAAGGAAUGUCAAUAAUUUCCGUCCAAUCAAGUAUACGUGAAUGAUAUUUAUUCAAAAUAAUUAAUAACAUAACAUCAUUUAAUUAUAUUUUAAGAUGAAAUAUACUUAGUACUUAAUUUCAAUACAUACUUUUAUCAUGGUUAUUUUAAAAAUGAGCAUGUCUAGUCAAUCUCUUAAUAUUUCUGGGAAAAUAAAAAAAAUUUUACUAAUACAUUUUUUGCCAUGAGCAGUAAGAGAUAUGAUUUAAAUUUGUUUUAUCUUAGCUAUAACAUAUAUUCAUUGUAACUCUUGCCAAUAUUUUGUUUAUCAAAUACAAAUUAAAUUGUGUUUUUAUUUUUAUUUAUUUUUAUUCAGUUUAAUUGUAAUACUUAUGUAGAUAUGUAUUUUUCUAUUUAAGAUCAUACACAAACAUUGUUAUGCUCCCAGUUAUUUUAGUAUAUUGUGUAUCAUGAAAAUGAUAUUAAUGAAUUUUUAAGUGGAGGUUUUUCUAUUUUAAUAAUUUACAUAGGAAUUGAGCUUAGCGUCAAAUCUAAUUAAUAUUGUUACACGGUAUUAUUAUUAAAAGAAUAUGUGGUCAUUGGUUACCAAUUUCGGGACACAUUGUAGUAAUUCAAUAAAUAUGUUGAUUAUCACUAAACUUAAAUUUAAAAUCAGUUAUAAUAAUGUAUUAACUUAAUAUAAUAUUGUAAUUGUAAAUAUUUUUGUUACAAAUGUUCAAAUUAUAUAAAUUAAUAAUAAUGCAUACUAUUGAUAUUAUAGGUAAUUUUGUCAGAAUGAAUUGUGAGAUGUGUAAUUCAAUAAAUGCUAAGAUACUUGUGUAAAAUUAUCAUUUACCUAAGAUUUAAUAUGCAUAGUUAAAAUAUUGUACACAAAUUGUUAAUAUUUAUCAAUUGUGCAGUAUAUAUUGAAGUGUAAAUUUUGUGUUGCAAAGAAUAG
This is a messenger RNA of Myzus persicae (green peach aphid), 2447 nucleotides long. It is a transcript of the gene Taz, whose product is annotated as tafazzin homolog. Gene Ontology annotation, cellular component: mitochondrial membrane. NCBI's taxonomy places the organism in Eukaryota, Metazoa, Arthropoda, Insecta, Hemiptera, Aphididae. The record is from RefSeq and is a predicted model, not a curated record. The transcript is spliced from 4 exons. The coding region runs from base 390 to 1187 and encodes 265 amino acids. Gene Ontology annotation, molecular function: 1-acylglycerophosphocholine O-acyltransferase activity. Gene Ontology annotation, biological process: cardiolipin acyl-chain remodeling; inner mitochondrial membrane organization.